AUGAAGAUAUGCGGACAUCACCCAGCGAAACGACUUCGCACGGGCCACCGCAGAACAUCCGAGCCAUCAAUCGAGCAAUCGCAGUUCUGGUUUGCUGACGGGGACAUCGUGAUUAGCGUUGAAGGACAAUCAUGGAAGAUUCACCGCAGCAAACUUAUGUGUUCUGUUAUUUUUGCGGACAUGCUCGAACUUCCGCAGCCGGCCGACAUCGAGAGAAUGCAUGGAUGCCCUCUGGUCAGUCUGUGGCAAGAUUCCGUGAAAGACUGGCUAGUCGUCCUGAUGUGGAUGUACCAACGCGACAAGUUCAAUAACCAAACUGUCAUCUUUGAUACCACAGCCGGAGCCCUACGACUAUCCAACAAAUAUGACAUCGCAGACCUCCGUCAAUGGAGCACACGUCAGUUAUUUCUGCGAUGGCCCCAAGACCUCACCAAAAUGACCUAUGCCGCAUUUCCUCAUGCCGCUGAGGCCAUAUGCCUCGCAAGAGAAUGUAAUCUUCCUGAAAUUCUUCCUGCCUCGUUCUAUGCGCUUUCGAUACUGCGUUGGACUCAUCUAGCCGACGGCGGCCAAAGCCACCUCCUGUUAUCCCCAGCAGACCUUCGGUGCUUCAUAGUCGGACGAGAACACCUUCAAGAUCAUCUAUGCGCGAUAUUGUCUGGUGCGGACGAGCGGACAUGCGAACCCAGCACAGUUCUUUGCGCUGGUUGCGAGAAUGCAUCUCGGAUGUGGCUUAGCUCAUCGUUGAAGCCCGAUGCUUCUUCCCCGUAUGGAGUGUGGCUUCUUCAAAACUUGCAAGUCUUUGCUGUGAACGGUUGUCCUGGCCUGAGUCUACAUCACGCCCAAUGUGAUGUAAACUUUCGUCUGCGAAUCAGCAAGUUCGUCCAAGACCUUCACGAUGCGAUUCCUAGAUAUUUUAUGCUACGAGCAUGA
This is a messenger RNA of Suillus clintonianus, 930 nucleotides long. RefSeq lists its product as uncharacterized. The transcript has 3 exons. The record is from RefSeq and is a predicted model, not a curated record. NCBI's taxonomy places the organism in Eukaryota, Fungi, Basidiomycota, Agaricomycetes, Boletales, Suillaceae. The coding region runs from base 1 to 930 and encodes 309 amino acids.